GGCCUCAAAGUAAUCCCCAAAAGACCAUAUUUUGUCUCCAUCAUUAACUUAUAAUUACAAAAUCACAACACACAACCAAACCCACAUCAGAAAAUCAUAACCAGAAUCUCUCCAUUCAUCAAAGAAUCUUAAAAAUGGUGAGAGAAAGAAGAAAGACGGAGAAAGUAGAAGAGAAGCAAGAAGUUGUAGAUCAAGAAGAGAAGGUGAAGCCAAGACAAAGAAGCGUGAGCAGAAGAAACAUGCAAUCUCUGGUGAUCGGACUCGUUGGAGCCGUGUUAACUCUCGGUGCUUAUUCUCAGACAUAUGUUGAUCCGGGCAAAUCUCUUGGCGCUGGCCUCUUUGUUCUCUUCUUUGGCUUGCUUGUCAGCGAAGGUUUCAUCUCUCUUUAAAAAGAAUGAUUCUAUAUAUGCAAAUCAAACCUUUUUUUUUUGUUUAUGUAUGUUACAAAAUUACGAAUAUCUUUGAGCAUCUCGUUUCAUUUUUAUUUUAUUUCUAUUGUUGGGGAUAUCUUGGACUUUUGAAUUAAUGUGAUGACCAAUUCCAUAUUGUUUUUACGGA
Messenger RNA from Arabidopsis lyrata subsp. lyrata, 558 nucleotides. RefSeq lists its product as uncharacterized. The record is from RefSeq and is a predicted model, not a curated record. The transcript has a single exon. Lineage: Eukaryota; Viridiplantae; Streptophyta; Magnoliopsida; Brassicales; Brassicaceae. The coding region runs from base 135 to 389 and encodes 84 amino acids.